AUGCUCACGCCUCAAAUUUUGCGCGCUAUUGGAUGGCGCACUGUCACGAAUACAGACUAUGACGGCGCAGUUCUUGUUGGAGGUUUGGAGAAUGAACUCAGACAUUUUGGGGAUCCGGAUGAAGAACGCGAUUCCUGGUCCUACCCGGAGCCAGUGAAACCAUGCCCAUAUACCCACGAAGGCGCAAGAGCUAUUGCAGCAGAAGAAAAGAAGAAGAAACACGAAAAGCUCAGAGCCGCUCGCAGAUCCGCAAUCUUAGGAAUCUCUCACUAUGAGAACGAUGCGAACCAUGGCGAUAUUGAUGAGGCAGUUGGGAAGUUUGAGGAAGACGAGGAAGAUGGUUGCACAGUCGAGGGGAGUGACGAACCACUUGAUUUCUGCGAUGAUUGGUUUUCAAGACCUUUACGACAAGAAGACAAUGCACGUGAAGCAGAAUCUGGUGAUGGUUCGAAGCGUUGCAGUCUUCUGCAGGGAGAAACCAUUGACGAAGAAAAAGGUGCUGAUAACCACGAAUGGGAUGCAGUAGCAACGGCGACGAAAUCGACCCAAAACUUGGGCGUUCGCACAUAUGAAGAGGAAGUUGACAGUGAUUUUGAUUCCGAUUUUGGGAAUAGCUUCGUAUUGAUGGUCAAUGAAGAAGCCGCGGUCCCAUCAAAUGGAACUUGCAAAGGAGAGUGCUCUUGUGGAUGCGACUCUGGAUUUGUCGAGAUCGACGAUACAAACACAAUGCAUGGCUUGAAUGGAGUUGAAAAGGCGGGUUCUUCGGCUCGGGCUGUUAUCGCAGCUCAACCGGGGCUUUGGCGAUCAAUGAUUGCUUGUAGACCACUUGAAAGAGCACGUCGUCCGCAUAUUGUUAUGCCGGGAAGUUGGCAGGCGGUCUAA
Molecule: messenger RNA, 882 nt
Organism: Botrytis fragariae
Lineage: Eukaryota; Fungi; Ascomycota; Leotiomycetes; Helotiales; Sclerotiniaceae
Exons: 2
Coding region: 1-882 (293 amino acids)
Source: RefSeq, a predicted model, not a curated record